AUGUCUCAAAUAACUAAAAGUGACAGUGACGGGGGCCACCACACAUUAGCGCCUGCUUCAAAUAACGUAGCAAAAAGGCCUAGCAAACGCCCAGCCGUCUACUCUCCUCCAAUUAGGAAUUUACUGGAAGGCGCGGACGAUGCUACAAACACAGCACUCCGCAACAUAACUGAAGACGUAGUACAACGGGAAAUGAGUAAUUUACUGACUAAACUUAACAUCUCAAUGGGCACUUUGCUCAACACCCAACUUAAAUCAAUCAAAGAUGAAAUACAAGACGUAAAAGAGUCAAUGUCAUUUAUGAGUAGUCCGUAUGAGGAGAUUAACAAGGAGCUUAAAACAUCCAAAAAAUCAAUACAGGAUUUACAAAUAAAGAGUUUUGAGAGUGUUACGCAACCCUAA
Messenger RNA from Parnassius apollo (apollo), 402 nucleotides. The record is from the annotation of a GenBank genome assembly. Lineage: Eukaryota; Metazoa; Arthropoda; Insecta; Lepidoptera; Papilionidae.